CAUAUGUAUAUAGUUCGUUGGACAGAUUUAUUUUUUCAAGCUGUUAUUAUGAUAACCUUCAAAAUUGUCAAACAUUUGCAAUGCAUAAAUUGCCUUUCUUAACCACUGCGCAGUUAAUUUAAGAGAAACCUUGUAAUGGAUCGGAAGUUUAGUUGGUCUUACAUGGGUUUUUGCUGUAUUUUGUCGAUUGUCGGAGUAUUACCGUCCCUAGGUUCUGAAUGCAAAGGUGAAAGUUGUGGAGAUGUGAUUUCAAUGCCGUUGUUGGAUGAUAUGAAAGCUACAUUAAAGGCUAAUUUAGAUGUUACAAAUAUGAACAAUCAUUUGAAAGCAUACAUCGAACAACAGAUACAGAAGGGUGUUGAAACAGCUAUGAAAGAUGUUAUGAGACAGUUGAUUGAUAACAAACUAGAAAAGGUCAAUGCUACAAUAGAAGCAACAAUCCUCGCAGAACUUGAACGAUAUGGUAUUACCUAUGUCAGAUGGGGAAGAAAAAAUUGUUCUGAUGGUGCUGAACUUGUUUAUACAGGUCAAGCUGGUGGUAAUCGUUAUAGUUAUAACGGCGGCGGUGUUAAUUAUCUUUGUCUUCCAAAUGAUCCAGAAAAUGGAGAACACCAAUCAUAUGACAAUCCUCAGCUUUUUGGUGCUGAAUAUGAGAUAUAUGCAGAUCGGAACCCACGCGGAAUGUCGGCCAACUUGGGUAACAGAGAGGUACCAUGCGCUGUCUGCCACAGGAAGCGGAGGUCUUCAGUAAUAACAAUCCCUGGUAGAAAAACCUGCUACAAAGACUGGAACGUUGAAUAUAAUGGAUACUUAAUGGCAUCUCAUGUCAACUACAAAAGGACUGAUUACGUAUGUAUCGAUGUCAAUGCCGAACAAUUUGACAAUAAAUCAGCCACUGAUGAAGACGGUGCCCUCUUCUAUCCAAUCAGAACCAGCUGUGGUAGUUUGAGGUGCCCUCCAUACAAAGCAAAUGCAGAUGUUUUAUGUGUGCUAUGCACCAAGUGAAAUACCCAUUAUAAGACUAAUAACAUCAAAAGCAAAUAUACAAAAAUAAUAAAAACGAAGCGUUUCCAACCUUUUAUAUUUUAUUAAAAUCAUAUGCAUGUUG
Messenger RNA from Mytilus californianus (California mussel), 1108 nucleotides. RefSeq names its product short-chain collagen C4-like. The coding region runs from base 136 to 1005 and encodes 289 amino acids. Lineage: Eukaryota; Metazoa; Mollusca; Bivalvia; Mytilida; Mytilidae. The transcript is spliced from 4 exons. The record is from RefSeq and is a predicted model, not a curated record.